UUGUUUUUCUGUCUCCAGUAUGAAGUGAAACAGAACAGAAUUUACCACCUGAAACUGCUGCUUCAAGUUCAGAUCAGGAAAAGAAUAUACCGCAUCGUAACAACAAUUCAAGACCAAAGAAGAGGAAACUUACACUGAAGACACAAGGCUUGAUCUGAAACCAGAAGUUUGUGCCUACUCAACAGCUUCAAAAGAGCACGUCCCAACGCUGCUAGUAGUCUUUGUUUUCUCCAGUGCUGUAUUGAAACUGCCCAGGGCAGCAGCGCUUGUAUUCUUUAUUAGUGUGCUCUCUCUCUCUCUUCUUUUUUUUCUUUCUAUCUUUCUCCUUUUCUCUCUCUGUGUCAAUAGCAGUCUUCAUCCUUUGAAACUUCGUACUGAAGCAGAAGAAUCGGCUAAUACUACUGAAAGUGCAAUAUUUGAAUAUCACUGCGAGAUGAGCUUUGAUCCAAACCUUCUCCACAACAAUGGACACAACGGGUACCCCAAUGGUACUUCGGCAGCGCUGCGCGAGACUGGCGUUAUAGAGAAACUGUUGACUUCGUAUGGAUUCAUUCAGUGCUCAGAACGGCAGGCUAGACUGUUCUUCCACUGCUCACAGUAUAAUGGCAACUUGCAGGAGCUCAAAGUAGGAGAUGAUGUUGAAUUUGAAGUGUCUUCUGAUCGCCGAACUGGAAAACCCAUUGCUGUUAAAUUGGUGAAGAUCAAACCAGAAAUAUUACCUGAAGAACGAAUAAAUGGACAAGUUGUGUGUGCUGUUCCUCACAAUUUAGAGAGUAAAUCUCCAGCUGCCCCGGGUCAGAGUCCAACAGGGAGUGUAUGCUACGAACGUAAUGGGGAAGUAUUUUACCUGACUUACACUCCAGAAGAUGUUGAAGGAAAUAUUCAGCUGGAAACAGGAGAUAAAAUAAACUUUGUAAUUGAUACAAAUAAACAUACUGGUGCUGUAAGUGCUCGUAACAUUAUGCUAUUAAAAAAGAAACAAGCCCGUUGUCAAGGAGUAGUCUGUGCCAUGAAAGAAGCCUUUGGAUUUAUUGAGAGGGGUGAUGUCGUGAAGGAGAUAUUCUUUCACUAUAGUGAAUUUAAAGGUGACCUAGAAGCCUUACAGCCUGGUGAUGAUGUGGAGUUUACAAUCAAAGACAGAAAUGUAAGAUGAACUCCAGUAAAAACUGAAGACAAGAUCCUG
This is a messenger RNA of Meleagris gallopavo (turkey), 1183 nucleotides long. The record is from RefSeq and is a predicted model, not a curated record. NCBI's taxonomy places the organism in Eukaryota, Metazoa, Chordata, Aves, Galliformes, Phasianidae.